Molecule: messenger RNA, 1515 nt
Organism: Fusarium keratoplasticum
Lineage: Eukaryota; Fungi; Ascomycota; Sordariomycetes; Hypocreales; Nectriaceae
Product: HET domain-containing protein
Exons: 2
Coding region: 1-1515 (504 amino acids)
Source: RefSeq, a predicted model, not a curated record
AUGUGGCUCAUUAAUACCGAUACUCUGAGGCUCGAGUCUGUGGUGAACCCCGAAACCGUCGAGUAUGCCAUCCUCUCUCAUACCUGGGAGGAGGAAGAGGUCUCGUUCCAAGAGUUUCAGGACCUUGGAUUCGCCAGAACGAGGAAAGGAUUUGCCAAGAUAGAGAUGACAUGCCUUUUCGCCAAGAGCCAAGGUUAUCGCUACGCCUGGGUCGAUACUUGCUGCAUCGACAAGUCCAGCAGCGCUGAGCUGUCCGAAGCCAUCAACUCCAUGUUUCGCUGGUACAAGGAUGCGCAAUACUGCUACGCAUAUCUCUCCGACUAUCACCAGACCACCGUCGACUCAAGUUUCGGUCGUUGCAGGUGGUUCACUCGCGGAUGGACGCUGCAGGAGCUCAUCGCGCCCAGGUUUCUUACUUUUUACAGCCGGGAUUGGGAAUCUCUCGGCUCGAAGAUUGAGCUUCACGAGGUUAUUUCCAAGAUUACAAGGAUCGAUUCAGACGUUCUGCUGGGCGAACGUGAUAUCAGCACAAUUGACGUCGUCUAUCGUAUGUCGUGGGCGGCGGGGAGGGAGACAACAAGAGCCGAGGACAUUGCGUAUUGCCUGUUUGGCAUCUUUGAUGUCAACCUACCAAUGCUCUACGGCGAAGGGUCAAAGGCCUUUUUGAGAUUGCAGGAAGAGAUCUGCCAACGGGUCGCCGACCUCACCCUGUUCGCCUGGAAAACCGACGCCGAUGAAGGUGCCGAGAUUCGGGGCAUAUUCGCGCGCAGCCCCAACGAGUUCGCGUACGCUUCGUCUGAAGGCUCCAUGUACAGGCUUUACUCUGGAGACGUGCGCGUGUCGAACCGGGGUGUCAUCUUUGACGAUAUGGAGCUCCUGGUUGUCAAGGGACAAGGGCUUUUUAUGCCCCUGAACCUGUUCAAGGAGACGCCGGAUUGGACCGGUGCCCAGGGGGGGAUAUUUCUCGAGAAACUUCCAGACGGCUAUGCCAGAGUCAAGACCGACCAGCUGUUCCAGACUAAGCUUGACGAGCUUGACGAGCUUGAAGGAAGAUGGCUGCCCCCAGAACAGAUCAACGUCAUUUCCUGGGGGAGUGCAGCCACAAGUCUGGCCUCGUCUAUGAUUCAUGUGUCCACUUCGGGCCCCUUCCGCAUAGUCAAUGUCUGCCCAAGAAGACAAUGGGACCCAUACAGAGAGGCCUUCAUACACACGGCGCAGGGCAUGGUAGAGCUGGAUGUGGACCUGGGCAAUGGCCAGUCCUGCCCCCUGCUGGUCCUCUUCCACCUUCUAGGAACCGAAGUCGUGGUGCAGCAUGACAUUGUCGAGAGGAAAUGGGCAAGCUGGUCAAAUGCCAUGGCUAGCAUUGGGAAGGCUGAUCUCCGUCAAAUUGCGAGCAGGGAACUGGCUGGCCAUUUCUAUGAACGAGGGCAGGACAAUCUGGGAGAAGUCGAAAAGAUUGAAGAUGGUUGGCAAGUUCGGCUGUCUCGACCGAGCGGCCAUUGGCCCUUCAACUAG